AUACUCAGCCAUCCCUUCCUUCGCAGCAAGAUCACACCUAUGGCUGACGUGAAGUGUCCCGCGGCGUAUGCGCGGUUUUCGUCGCUGCCGCAGGAGCGGAAUGACACGCUGCCCGAUGUUCCUGGUAAGUGUGAUGGAAAGCACAGAGAGUCGCAAUCCUGAGGCGAGACUCAUCUCCACGCCUAUUCUUCGACCGCACGCAGACCGAGAAAUCUAGAUACGGAGGUUUCAGCUAUCGACACAACACGCCGAGCACUCGAAGGCUUGAAAUGCUGCAUUGCCGAAGACGCUCCACUAUUCGGCAAAGAGGCAGGCUACGGAGACUGUCUCCCUCGUGCUCUUCAAGAUCGAGGACACGGACGAGCUCGCAAGGUCGAUCAGGAGGCUAUACGGCAACGGAUUCGGCCUGUCUGAGGACCAUCUCGCUCGGGCAAUACUGCAUCAUAUGGAGCCCAUCAUCGCCGCCUCCAACCGCACGUGCCGCAAGAACGCCGCCUACAACGGCAUUGUUAACAAGGAGCUUGGCAGGCCGGCGGCAGGUACGGUCGGCCUCAACAGUACCACGUGCCUGCUCUCCGCCAUAGGCCUUCACUGUUGGUACCACCAGCGGCACAGUCUCCGUCGCUGCGGCGACGUGGCCGGCUGCCAGGGUGCCGGUGCACGCCGAAGCCCGUACGCAGCGGAACGCCGAGGCGGACAAGGAGGCUUUCGUGGCAUUGUGGAGGAAAGGGGGAUGCGGGUUACGCUGACGGAGAUGGCCAGGCACGCUGCGGGUAGGGUGGUGUACCUCUACCUGCCGUACUGGCUGGUAGAGCAGCAGAUGUCCUGUAUCAAGCCGUCGGCGGACGUCCUGGACCAGGUCCCUGCCCUACCAGCGCGCUGCAAGGGAGUGCUCGAGCAGUUGCCGCGGCAUGCCACCCCGCCCAACACGAUGGGGUCGCUGGAGGCGUACCUGUUCUCCGAGCGGUGGGAUCUGGUGCUCGCCGUCCGUCGAGGGCAAGAAGGCUUCGCUGACCUGGUAUCACAGCUUUAUGAUGCCGGACAGCGCGAGCAACCUCGUCAGGACAUUGUCGCAGUACGCGGGAGUCGCCGAUCUCAGGAGCGUACCGCUGCCUCUUCCGUCCGCCGCCCCAAGCGCGCCCUCACCAUCGCCACGAUCCAUCAUUGCUGGUCUCGAGCCUCAGCCCUCGGACUGGAGCAAGAAUCGUUUCACUUGCUGCUCAUUGACUAAAUAUGGACAUGCCGGUGCGGCGGCAGCACACUCAUGAUGCAGGAUGGUAGCUUGGAUGCGUACAUCUCCUGCGCCUAGCGUCGUGUCGAGUCUCAGUAGAAGUGCAGGGAUGAAGAAGUGUCAGAUGGCGUGAUAGGCUGCGAAGGGAGCAAUGAAGAGAUGAGACCAUGCACGUCGAAACUGUACUCCUGCAAGGCGUGGUAUUCUCAUCAAAUCAUAGAUGUGCAAUGUACUAGCCACUACGCUUCGCCCUCAAUCCGAGUACCCUUCUGACCCUGGUACCCAU
Jaminaea rosea is the source of this 1517-nucleotide messenger RNA. RefSeq lists its product as hypothetical. Lineage: Eukaryota; Fungi; Basidiomycota; Exobasidiomycetes; Microstromatales. The transcript has a single exon. The record is from RefSeq and is a predicted model, not a curated record. The annotation marks the transcript as partial.